Molecule: messenger RNA, 5613 nt
Organism: Dendroctonus ponderosae (mountain pine beetle)
Lineage: Eukaryota; Metazoa; Arthropoda; Insecta; Coleoptera; Curculionidae
Product: proteasome adapter and scaffold protein ECM29
Exons: 31
Coding region: 86-5545 (1819 amino acids)
Biological process (GO): proteasome assembly
Cellular component (GO): nucleus; cytoplasm
Molecular function (GO): molecular adaptor activity
Source: RefSeq, a predicted model, not a curated record
UAUGACGCGCCUAAUCAAAGUAACGUCGAAACACAAAACAUAACCAUUAAAUUCGCGAAGCCCCAAUUUUGAAAACAGUUUAGUCAUGGAUCAAACUGGUGAAGAAUUAAUGCUCUUAGAAAGAGUCUUCUUACGUUUGGGCUCUGCAGAAUCAGACGAACAGUUGGAAAGUGUUAUAUCCAAAUUCCUGGUUCCCGUGCUACUUGAACUAUCUUCGGAACAUGAAAACGUUAGAAAGAAGGUCAUGGAACUGUUGAUACACAUAAACAAGAGAAUUAAAGCUAGAUCAAAUGUCCAAUUGCCUGUGGAAGCAUUGCUCACUCAAUAUGGAUACCUAGGGGCGUCAUCAUUUGUGAAUAAUUUUACCAUUAUAUAUUUGCGGUCCGGAUUCCCUCGCCUAUCUAUUGAAAAGCAAGUGGAACUGGUGCCAGUCAUGAUUACCGCUUUGAGAGACAAGCCAACCUCUCAUUUAGAUAGUUUGCUGUUGCUGAUUGUUCCUCUGUUGGGAAAGGUGAAAGUUCCAACUGAACCAGAGAAAAUACGGGAUUUCUUUGGAUUCAGUAAAAGCCCAGAAGUGACUAAGCUUUUUCUGGACAUUUUGUUGGAUGCGAUUCUACUACCUUACAGUUCUCUUACUCUGCAAUCCCAGGAAGCAGCAUCGAGUGGUGCAAAUUCUAUUACCAUCCCAGUGCCGCCUGGCAUGAGUGAGAAUUCCUUUAAACGAAUCACCGCAAACAAUUCGUUCAAACCGGAAGAAUUCGAAUCGAUCAAACUGGGCAUUGUAAAGUUUCUUUCUCAUGGCAUAUUUAAGGCUGAUGAUAUACUGCUUCACUUUAUAGUAGCUGCAUCCGAUACCCGAUUUGAAGUUGCGAACUUUGCUGAUAUGGAACUGAAAAAGGUGGCAGGAUCUGUGGAUUGGAGUUCUCCGCAUAUCUCCCAACCAAUAUUCCUCCUAUUCCUAGGGCUAAAGUCCAAUAAACCGGGGCAAACGAAGGUCGCAGCCGGAACCAGAAUUAGACUGAAACUUCUAGCUUAUCUGUGCAGAGUGCAAGAGGCAGGGUUCGUCUUUCCUAUGAGCUUGCAGAUAAUUUUCGACAGUUUAUAUGGGACUAACACCAAUAACAAAUUGAAAUCACUGGCGCUCAAUUUCACGGUGAAUUUAAUCAGAUAUAGUGUAGGUGACUCUUUAGGAAAAGUUGCUCCUAUUUUGGUGUCCGGAUUGACGAAGCUGAUUAAGGAGGGGGAGCUCGAACAUCAGGCUCAGGCCUAUGUGGCCAUGGGCCUUUUAGUCCAGAAAUUUCCGCACACCGUCUUUGGCAAUGUUCUCCUACUUGAAACGUAUUUUAAUAAUCUAGAGUCGGCCAACACAAAUUUCAAGAUCCAAGUUAGAGAAGGGAUGCUAAAUCUCAUCCAGGCUUAUAAAUACGACAAUUUACCCGAUGAACUGGAUAAAGACGGGCGCCUGAAUCUAAUCAUAGCACUGAUUAGGGUGAAACUCGUUUCUGAUGACUCUAUGGUGAGGUUUUGCUGCGUUCGGACACUGACCACAAUAUUUCCGCCCGAUCAUGUCCCCUCAAAGCUUUUGUUACUGAUUGCAAUUGGCGACAGGGAAGGCGAUGUCAGCCAAGAGGCCUUCAAAUCGAUCUACGGCACCACUCGCCAGAACGAGUUCGAAAUGGCCAGUUUGAUUAAUAAAAAUGGAAUGCCUUCGUUUGUGGACAUGAUCAAGCACGUCCAGAAUGUGGCGACUACCAUAAUGACCGAGAAGAAAAACAUAGUACACGUCGGAGGCCAUGCGAUACCUUUCAACAUUAAUGUUUAUUUAGAGAUCCUCCUGUACCUGCGCCUAUGUCUUUUUCGAAACCUGGAUAUUCCGAUAUCUAGAACGGUUCUUAAGCAUCCAUGUGAACAUACGCCAAAAAUAUCUGAGGCAAUAUUGAAUGUUUACAAUGGCAAAGAGGGCAAAGAGCUACUCGAUCUGUACCUUGAGAUGGUAAUGACCAGCUUACUGGCUCAACCAGGUGCGGAAUCUUUGUCUUGCUUGAUUGAGCUGUUGGGGUGUGUGCCCAACCUGCACACUUUGAUUACUGAUGCCAAUAUGCUUUGGAUGCAGGCUCAGCUCGGCAACUUGAAAGAGGAUAUUAGAGGGUAUGUAGCGGUUUUGUAUGCGCUGGUGUUGCCAUUAAAAGGGAAUUCUGAAAAUUUCGAUGGCGCGGUAAGAGGUCUGAUAGAACACACCGCUAAAAACCAUCUAGAAACCCAACACGGCGCCUUAUUGGCCAUCGGCAACUGCCUAGAGAUGCAAACGUUAUACAAAAAACGACUGGGCGACAGUUUCGGUAACAAGGCCUUAGUUAAAGAUUCCCUUCUAGCAAUUGCUCCAUUCGUUAAGCAUAAGAACGUGCUUCUGGUGGGAGCAGCCAUCACUAGUAUUGGCCUUAUCGCUCGCGUCACAAGUCUACCAUUGGAUAAUGGAAAAUAUCCAGAUGAUGGCAGUCCCAACCCCAAAAAGCCAGCAGUGGCCAUAACAAAGUUCGAACUGGUUCAACAAUUAUUGGAUAUUAUGAACAAUAGUAAACUAGCGGUUAAAAUUCGCGAGAAAGCGGCCAGAUCUCUAGGUCUGAUGUGCGUUGGUGAGAAAUUCGUACACACAAAAAUUGUGAUGGAAGGUUUAUUAAACACUGCUAAAGAAACCAAGGAUGUAGAAGUUCACUUCACGAUAGGAGAAUCGCUGCUAAUGUGCUGCCAAACGGUUUCGUCCCCUGAAGCGCGCGAUGCUUGGCAAAUUCCCCCAGAUGAAUAUUCGGUCAAUAGUACAGAUCCGGUCAUAGAUGAAAAUUUAGAGAUGUUUUUGGAUGAUCUACUCAAGUUAGCUGCUCAGCCACAUCCCAAUUCAAAACAGGCUUCAUGUAUAUGGCUUCUAGCCGUCUUGAAUGGUUGUGGGAAAAGAGAACCAAUUUCCAAACGACUCCAGAUUAUCCAGAACACGUUCAUGAAACUGCUGUGCGAAAAUAACGAUAUUGUGCAAGACGUGGCUUCGAAGGGCCUGUGCGUAAUUUACGACUCGUUCAAGUCCGAGGAACUGUUAACUGCGUUGGUUAAUCAGUUAACUUUAGGCACCAGGCACGUGGCGCAAGUAACCAGCGAUACGAAACUGUUCGAAGAAGGGCAGCUUGGCUCAGCGCCGUCCGGAGAGAAUCUGACCACCUACAAGGAGCUGUGUUCGCUAGCGUCCGACCUGAACAAGCCAGAUUUGAUUUACAAGUUUAUGCAUCUGGCCAAUCACAACGCCAUGUGGAAUUCGAAAAAGGGGGCGGCUUUCGGAUUUUCCAGCAUCGCUCAGAAGUGCGGCGAAGACCUGAAGACACUGAUGCCAGAAAUCGUGCCCAAAUUGUUCCGGUAUCAGUUCGACCCGACGCCAAACAUUCACGACUCCAUGACCAAUAUUUGGAAAGUUUUAGUCACCGAUCCACAAACCACGUUGGAUACAUACUAUCACGAGAUUUUGAAGGAUUUAUUAGCGAACAUCAACUCGGCGCAGUAUAGAGUUCGACAGUCGUGUUGUCUAGCUUUGCAAGAUGUCCUCAAAGGAUCUGCUCAUCGCACCAUACACGACGCCGUUGAUUACAUGGACGAAUUGUGGAGCAAACUGUUCCGGGUUAUGGACGACCAUCACGAAGCAACAAGAAUAAGUGCCAAUAAAACCGCACGAGUACUAAGCAAGCUGUGUAUUCGCGGAACUGAUUCAAAGCAAGGAAAAGCCGGGGUGAAAAUGAUGGAAGCAAUAUUGCCCAUUCUGCUCAACACUGGAAUAACGCACACGGUGUCCGAGAUUCGGAUUGUUAGUUUGCAAACUGUGUCCGAGCUAGUCAAUUCAGCCGGGGAUCAGAUAAAGCCGUUUUUACCAAAGCUGAUUCCUGCGCUAUUGCAAGCGACCGGCGAGCUGGAGUCUGCCAAGCUCUCCUAUUUCAGCACUAUGAUGGGGGCCCGAACCGAGAUGCAAGAAGCGAUUGAUAGUGCCAGAGCUUCGAUAGCAAAGUCCCAUUUUACUACCGAGACUGUAUCAAAGAGCUUACGGUACGCCGAUAGCUCCAUGUUAGACGAAUUAGUGCCCAAAGUCUUGGAGCUGAUUAAAUCCUCUGUGGGUUUGGGUACGAGAGUAGCUUGUGCGCAUUUUAUCACGUUGCUGGUAGUCCAGCUAGGAGCAGACCUUGAGCCAUUUGCUGGCAAGAUUUUGUCCACUUUAGUGACUGGGUUAACAGAUCGAAAUUCGGCCAUACGAAAGCACAAUGCCUCCGCUAUCGGUCACUUGGUUUCGGUAUGCAAACCUUCGAGCCUGGAGAAAUUAUUCACCAAAUUGCGAAUGUGGUACUUUGAAAGAGAGGACGAUUCAAUUAGAUGGGCCAUUGCCUGCACCAUUCAGUCCAUAGGCAUUCAUAAUCAGGACGUGAUCAAGACGUACUCGACAGCCGUAAUGCCUUUGGUGUUUUUCGCUACACAUGCGGAAAAAUCACCAGAGACUCAACAUACUCUGGACCUAUGGGUGGAAAUCUGGUCUGAACACAGCCCGGGCACUGAAAGCGGAAUACGGCACAACAUCGAGCCGAUUUGUGAAAUGUUGAAAACUGCCUUGGAAUCUGCAUCGUGGACCGUUAAAGCACAGGCAGCUAAUGCAGUGACGACUGUAGCAAGCAAAUUGGGCUCCACCUUGAAGCUCCAACACAGCAACGCUUUGCUGACUAUUCUGCUGGCAGGUCUAACAGGCAAAACUUGGAAAGGAAAGGACAAACUGCUGAAGGCUUUAUGCAGCAUUUGUACGCAUUGCAAGGACUCGCUAAAGGCCCAAAAGCCCACGAAAAUUGCCACAAUCACCCAGGCGAUCUGCCGCGAGUCUCGCAAACAAGAAGUGGCCUACAAAAUCGCCGCCUUGGAAUGCCUGGGGGAUGUCGUUUCUUCACUGGAAGUGGAUGUAUUUGAAGACGUUUAUGAAAUACUGAAACUCAUUCUAGAUAGCACCAGACAAGAAGAUCCGGAGGAAGAGCAGGCUAAGAACAGGGAGAACGAGCUGAGCUUGAAAAUAGCCGCUUACGAGUGCCUGGGCAAAACGUGGCCGGAGAACAGCCCACAGACUCAAGAAAAAUACUGGACCAUAUACAUGCAGCAUUGUGUAGAAGCUCUGCCUACAGUCAGCAGACCGAUUCAAAACAGCAUUUUGGUGGCUUUGUACAGUUUCGUGAACAAGCUCUAUUUACUGCAAAAAACUAGCGAGCAAAUGUCGGCUGUUGAAAAGACCAACCUAGGGAUUGUCGUCAAUCAGUUCUUACAGACCAUCACUUUGGUGUUACGUGAAUCAAAGCAGACGAAAAUGAGAAAGGAGGUGCUGAAUAUCAUCUUUUGCAUGGCCACUAAACUCAAACAGAAAAACAUAACAGACGAACUGGCAAAUGUUACAGCGAUUUUUGCCGACAUUUCAGCCAAGUUGUCGUCAGACAAUCAGCCUGAAAUUAAGUGCAGGCUGCACGAUAUUAAACAACUGUUGAAUUAGGAACGAUUUGUGAACCACCGCUAUUUCAUUUAAUUAAUAAUUAAUAAAGAAUAUAAAUUAACUAAAAA